GUCGUUCAGAAACAGUUGUGUUUGUUUGGGCGAGUUACUCAGGAACAAGUCGGGGCAAGUACCCUCACCAAAAUGAGGGCAGAAAUCUUAAAUGUAAUGUAAAAGCAUUGAAGCCACUGUACGCAGGCCUAUGUUGUUAGAUAGCCAAUAGGCCUAAAUUUUAGUAUUUCAAGCUUGUAAUUAGUGUAAAAGUCGCCAGAAUGUUCAUUCUUAAGCGCGCGGUGUCCGUGGGAGGCAUUAUUGUUCUUCAAUGCACUUCCCUCUCUGUGGGCAAUUUCUCUACUAGCCAUUGCCUAACAUCCUCAAAGCGAAUCAGCCCGUACAGCUCAGUGGACAGUGAGCGCUACUCUUCCCUUGUGAAGUCUGUCAUGUCAUCCAGGGUCAGUUCUCAAACCCCCGAGAGUCUCCAAGCGCAGGACGAGCAUAUGUAUGGACCUGUUGUCAAAUCUCAGGCGCCCUCCUCAAAACCAGAGAGGGUCCCUAAAACCCUUCAUCCCUUCUUACACUGUGAAGAGACUGCAGGAUCUGAGGAGCCAGAGUCAGGACCUCCUGCCCGGAUUGUGUUAAACCGAAACCAAGGCAGGUCUUUCAUACCGAGUGUGACUCGCAUUCUUCAGCAGACGCUUUCCCCAGAGCAGAUCUUCUACCUGGAGAGAUGGAAGAGGAAGAUGAUCGCAGAGCUUGGAGAGGAAGGCUUCAAAGAAUACACCCAGAAUUUAUUCAGGCAAGGGAAGCUUUUCCAUUCAGCUUUGGAGGACAUUCUUACAUCAGGGGCAACAUGGAAAAACAAAAAUCCUUCAGAGAGACCAGAGUGUCCACCUGAGGUAGGGGGAUACAUGGAGAGCAUCUCUCACAUACUGGAGGACGUCAAAGCAGUGAGAGCUAUCGAAAGCACUGUGCAACAUGACACGCUCAACUAUCUGGGAAUUGUGGACUGUGUUGCUCGCUACAGGGGUGUACUUUGUGUUAUUGACUGGAAGACUUCAGAGAAGCCCAAACCAUUCCUGAGCAAUACAUACGACAACCCUGUUCAGGUGGCAGCCUACGCCGGGGCUCUGAACAACGAUGGCAACUACAAAUACCAGGUGGAAAAUGGACUCAUUGUAGUAGCCUACAAGGAUGGCUCACCUGCCCACGCUCAUCAGUUGAGCUCAGAGCUGAUGUUGGAGUACUGGAAAACAUGGUUGAUUCGUCUCGAAGAGUUCACAGAACAGAGAUCCAGUCAUGCAUCAAGUGGUUUUUCUGAAAAGAGAUGAGAUGUGUAAAGAGAAAUCUGCAAGCGCAUGUCCACUGUUACAGUUUAAGGCAAGUGAACCUGAACAGGAAGUACAACAUGCUCCCAUGCAGUAUCAUGAGCUUUUUCUCCCUAAUUUCUGACUAGAUUUUUCAGUUCACCUUUCCCCUUUUCUGUGCUGCAAAGGCACAUUUAUUAGCUAACAUUCUGAGAAAAAUUUAACAUUGUAGGGACUUCUUCUUUGAGAUCUUUAAAGAUCAUUGAAUCCAAACCAGGUUUCUCUGUAUGAGGGAUCUUCAAUGAAGCCCAGGUUUUUAAAGAGCCUGUAUGAGAGCAUGUUCUCCUCCUCUAUGAAGCAAUACACUGGGUAGCCCUGAGUGUGGAGUUUCUUGGUCAUGGCGCUGACCAGGACUCUAGCAAAGCCUUUCCCUCUGUGCGCUGGCAGAGUGUACAGCAUCCCCAUGGCACACGACGCAUAAGUCAGGAUCCAGGACACGGGCUUUCCUUCUGCAUCCAGCACGCAGCAGGAGGGGAAGUUUGCGAGCAUGUUCCGGAUCAUCCUGGCAGCCUCCCCGCUCUUUCCAAACUUCCACGUCUGAUUCACCAAGCCAACGUGAGAUUCAUCCAGAGAGCUCACUGAGAUCCCUGAGCUGAUGCAGAACAGAGCAGAAUCCUGUUUCAUUAAUGAACUAUUAAACCUAAAAGAAUGACUCUGUGGCACACUAGACACUAAAGAUAUCAUUGCAUGGAUAGGCUUUACCUGUCUAUAGAGGGAAGGUGUCCUCCCGUAUCAUCAUGUGACACACUGCCAGUUUGCUGCUGGCUAUAUCUUUUUCUGCCGCCACUGCUUUGAAUUUAUUCACAUGACGAAGAUUAAUUCCUUGAAAAGAAAUAAUAAAGUUAUAUUUUUAGUAAAGUUAUUUACAAACAGGUGAAACUGA
Messenger RNA from Micropterus salmoides (largemouth bass), 2175 nucleotides. RefSeq names its product mitochondrial genome maintenance exonuclease 1 (gene mgme1). Lineage: Eukaryota; Metazoa; Chordata; Actinopteri; Centrarchiformes; Centrarchidae. Bases 201 to 1256 code for a protein of 351 amino acids. Gene Ontology annotation, biological process: mitochondrial DNA replication. Gene Ontology annotation, cellular component: mitochondrion. The transcript is spliced from 5 exons. The record is from RefSeq and is a predicted model, not a curated record. Gene Ontology annotation, molecular function: single-stranded DNA exodeoxyribonuclease activity.